AUGAAGUUUGUGGCUCUUAUAUCGGGCGGCAAGGACUCGUUCUUUAACAUACAACACUGUAUAGCCCAGGGACAUGAGCUAGUAGCCGUAGCUAACUUGUAUCCACAAGAAAAUUUCGAUGAGAUCGAUUCUUUCAUGUUCCAAACGGUGGGACACAACAUAAUAAAUCAUUACGGAGAAUGUUUAGGUGUUCCUGUGUAUCGCCAGGCCAUCCACGGCGGGUCCAAGAACCAGGAGCUUGAAUAUUCUGUCACACAAGACGACGAAAUUGAAGAUUUAUAUUUGCUUUUGCAAAAAGUGUGUGCUCAUCAUGAUAUACAAGGUGUGAGUUGUGGAGCAAUUCUCUCUCUGUACCAACGAACACGAGUGGAAAAUGUGUGCGGGCGACUCGGACUCACAUCUUUGGCAUAUCUCUGGCAAAGAGAUCAAUUGGAACUUAUGACUGAAAUGAGUAAUAGUGGACUCGAUGCUCGGUUGAUCAAAGUUGCAGCAAUUGGUUUAACGGCUCUGGAUCUUGGCAAAUCCAUAACCCAAAUGUUACCAAAGUUAGUCAAGCUCAACCAGAUGUAUGAGGUUCACAUUUGUGGAGAAGGAGGAGAAUUCGAGACAUUGGUGUUCGAUAGUCCUCUUUUCAAACAUAAGCGGCUCGAGAUAGCCACCAAAGAAGUUGUCACCGAUUCAAGAAACGACGUCUCCUACUUGCGACUAGAAGUUAAAGUUGUUCCCAAGGAGCCAGUUCUUCUGGACACCGUUCAGCCGCCGGUUUUAGACGAAAUGUUCUCUUCAUUAGAGCAUUCAAGUCCACAACCACGACAAGAUGAACUACCUAAUUCUGUCAUCCCUACAACCAAAUUGUCGACCAUUGUCAAGCGUGUGAACAACUAUCUCUUCGUCUCGAAUUUGACCCUGAUUGCCGAAGGAGUAGACGAAUGUAUGAACUCGAUCUUUGCUUAUUUACACAAAAUUUUGAAAGAGAACAUGUUGGACGUUGGAAGCAUUCAGCACGUUGAACUUCUCGUAUCGAACAUGAACUCGUUCAAUUCGAUCAACAAGAUAUACUCAGAGGUUUUUUCCAACUACUUUCUUCCUCCAUCUCGAGUUUGUAUUGAAACCACCUUAUCCACUCAAGUAUCAUUGAGUUGUACAGCACUACUUCUGAGACCAAAGCGCCAAGGCAUACACAUUCGUUCCCUCUCAUACUGGGCACCUCACAAUAUCGGUCCAUAUUCACAGUCCAUUGUGGACGAAUCUCAGACAUACAAAAUGGCCAGUAUCUCGGGUCAAAUACCCUUGAUUCCAGCUACCAUGACACUCCCAUCCACCAGUGACAACCUCAAUUCGUAUCUUUGUAUGCAACAUUUUCAUCGUGUGAAAGAAUUGGUGCAAGUGAAAAAAAUUGGAGCAGCAGUAUGUUUCGUCACUAGCCCUACAUUGGCUCAAGUAGCCACGACGAGCUGGAAGCUGUAUAUUGACGAAGUGGAGCACGGACAAGGGCUGCAACUGUUAGUUACAGUUCAAGUCACAGGUUUACCAAGAGCGGCUGAUGUGGAAUUGAGUGGGUUCACCUUUGAAAUCAAGAACCACCACGAAGAAGAUCUGGAGGAUGAAUUCGAUCGGGAGGAAAAAAGAAAGCUGAAAGAAACUGAACCGCCAAAAUUCUCAUUUGAAAAGUACCAUACUCAAGUCAUUGGCGAUAUGACUUCCACAGUAUUUUUCACUAAUGAUGUCAAUCACCUAAAAGCUCUUCCAGGCCAAGUGCAACUUUACACCACUACAGAAUUACCCGUAGCUUGUGAUGCUCAGAUCAUCCCAGUUAGCAACGUAUGGGACACCACCGGCACCAAAUUCAAGUAUGGAGGCAUAAUCAGGGACUGGAAAACUACAUGA
Molecule: messenger RNA, 1887 nt
Organism: Meyerozyma guilliermondii ATCC 6260
Lineage: Eukaryota; Fungi; Ascomycota; Pichiomycetes; Serinales; Debaryomycetaceae
Product: diphthine--ammonia ligase
Exons: 1
Coding region: 1-1887 (628 amino acids)
Biological process (GO): protein histidyl modification to diphthamide
Molecular function (GO): diphthine-ammonia ligase activity
Source: RefSeq, a predicted model, not a curated record